This is a messenger RNA of Lodderomyces parapsilosis, 2679 nucleotides long. RefSeq names its product Opt6p (gene OPT6). The coding region runs from base 1 to 2679 and encodes 892 amino acids. Gene Ontology annotation, biological process: transmembrane transport. Gene Ontology annotation, molecular function: oligopeptide transmembrane transporter activity. The transcript has a single exon. The record is from RefSeq and is a predicted model, not a curated record. NCBI's taxonomy places the organism in Eukaryota, Fungi, Ascomycota, Pichiomycetes, Serinales, Debaryomycetaceae.
AUGGGGGACCAUGAAUACAUAGAGCUCCAACAGCUCCACGAGACUGAGACGAGAAAUACUUCUGAACUGAAGUGGUCCCUAACAAAAUCACAGUUACUUCUAAUACUUUUGCGUCUUGGUGUUAUUAGUGAUGAAGUUUAUCAGAGUGGGAACUAUGCAAUACAUUCGUUACCAAAAGGAGUUGAGUACAUAAUUGGUGUCAUUGACCACAUGCAUGUUUCUGAAGCAGUAGAGAUUUUACGGAAUGCUUUGGUUGAACACAAAAAUGAUGUCAACUUUCUACAAGAAGAUUACCAUUUAUUGGAAAGGCUCGUACAUUCGAUUCCACUGGAUGAUAGAGAGGAUAAGGCAAACGUCGCCAUCGAGGAUGACGCUUCUACACGCAAGUUUCACAAGAACAAGACAUAUUUGCAUAUAAUUGAUUGGUCCUUGCAAAGUCGGCUAGAGGCUUCGUUGAUUCACUACCAUUCACCCUAUCCGGAAAUUAGGGCAAUUUCAGAUCCAGUGGAUGACAAAGAAAUUUUUGUUGAUACUUUCCGAUGUUACUUUAUUGGAUUCUUUUGGACAUUCAUAGGAUCGAUAAUCAAUAGCUUUUUUGUGCACAGAAUGCCCAAUAUAUCAUUGAGCUCACACACAAUACAAAUAUUGCUUCUACCGUGUGGGAAGCUUUGGGAAAAAUUUGUCCCCAAUAAACGAAUAUCAUUUGGUACGGUUUCUUUUGAUCUUAACCCUGGUGUUUGGACAUACAAGGAAAUGAUGUUGAGCUCCAUUAUAUAUCUGUGCUCAGCGGGCGUUCCAUACCUGAUAUACAACAUAUUCGUCAUGAAGCUCGACAGAUUUUACGGCUUAAAGUGGGUGACACUUACUUUUCAAGUACUCUUGACCAUUUCCACUCAAUUUUUAGGCUUUGGGUUUGCCAUGAUUAUGAAAAAGGUUUGUGUUUAUCCAAGCAGAGCUCUAUGGCCAACAAUUUUACCAACAAUUGCACUUAACCGGGCUUUGAUGAAUGAAGAUGCUAAUAACAGCGUAUAUGGUUGGAAAAUUUCAAGAUACAUGUUUUUCAUUGUCGUUGGCUCUUUCAGUUUUAUAUACAAUUGGAUACCAAGCUAUUUAUUCAAGGCAUUGUCAAACUUUAACUGGCCAACAUGGCUUGAUUCGUCGCUGAUACAUUUAGUAAACAUUACCGGAACAUCCGCUGGUUUGGGAUUAAAUAUAUGGCCAACUUUCGACUGGAAUAUUUUGGAUGCUGGUGGCUGUUUGACGAUUCCAUUUUACACUUAUGUCAACAGGUACAUAGGGAGCUUGAUUGGUUUCGUUGUCAUUUUGAUUGUAUACUACACCAACAAUUACUUCACCGCCUAUUUUCCUAUCAAUUCCAACAAACUUUACAAUAACAAGGCGCAGAUCUACGACGUUCAUCUGAUAUUGAAUGAAAAGAACCAAUUCAGCGAUGAAAAGUAUCAGGAGGUCGGACCACCAUAUUUUUCAGCUGCCAACUUGGUUCUUUACGGCGCUAAUUUCUGUCUUUACCCGUUUGCAAUAUUGUAUCAGUUAGUUACUGAAUGGGAUUCAAUGAAGGCAAGUUUUGUCAGCGUAUGGGUCUCAAUUAGUGAUGCAUUCAGAUCCAAGCACAGUGAAAGCUCUUAUGGAAGAUAUGCUGAUGACCCACAUUGCAAAAUGAUGUCGCAGUAUGAAGAUGUACCGGAUUGGUGGUUUAUCGCGAUUCUUGUUGUCAGCACACUGUUUGCCAUUGCAGCUGUUGUAUUUUAUCCAACAGAGACACCUGUGUGGGGGAUCUUUUUUACCAUAUUGAUUAAUUUCAUUUUUUUGAUUCCCUUGACCUCGAUUGCUUCAACCACGGGGUUUUCAUUUGGUCUUAACGUGUUGGUCGAGUUAAUAGUUGGGUACGCUAUACCAAAUUCAGGAAUUGCAUUGAUCACUUUGAAAGCAUUUGGAUACAACAUUGACAGUCAAGCGAGUAACUACAUCACGGAUCAGAAGCUUGCACAUUAUGCAAAGAUUCCACCAAAGGCGAUAUUUAAAGGCCAGUUGAUAUCUACAUUGAUCAAUAUCGUUGUUUCUUUAACAGUUGCCAACUGGCAGUUAGGAAAUAUUAGUGAUAUUUGUGAUAGGCAUCAGAAGGACAAAUUGAGUUGCCCAGGGGCAAACACCUAUUUUUACUCGAGUGUACAGUAUGGUGAAAUAGGGCCACAGAAAGUCUUUUCCGGAUUAUACCCGGUUUUAAAGUGGUGCUUCUUACUAGGAGUGCUACUAGUAUUCCCAUGCGUUUGGUUCAAAAACAAUGGCCCAAUCAGACUUGCAAGGUACUUUCAACCGAGUGUUUUGAUAGGUGGUUUCUUGGAUUUCGCUCCGUACAAUCUACUGUAUUUUACAGGAGGAUUGUAUAUUUCGUACAUUUUCAUGUAUCGAAUCAAAAGAGACUAUUUAUUAUGGUGGGAAAAGUACAAUUAUAUAUUAACUAGUGCCUUAUCGGCUGGUGUUGCUUUCAGCUCCUUACUUAUAUUUUUCACGGUGCAAUACAACUCACAUGAAAUUUCAUGGUGGGGCAACACCAUUAGCGAGCAAGGGAUAGAAGGUGGGAAAUUGCCAGCCGUUUGGAAGGAUGCAUCGGCAGCACCUGGAGGCUAUGUCGGCUUGAGAAAAGGGCAUUUUCCGUAG